Molecule: messenger RNA, 687 nt
Organism: Colletotrichum truncatum
Lineage: Eukaryota; Fungi; Ascomycota; Sordariomycetes; Glomerellales; Glomerellaceae
Product: 30 kDa heat shock protein (hsp20-like protein)
Biological process (GO): response to hydrogen peroxide; protein complex oligomerization; protein folding
Source: RefSeq, a predicted model, not a curated record
AUGGCUUUCUUCCCUCGCAACUUGUACAACUCCGACGCGUCCUUCACCCCUCUCUUCCGCCUGUUGGAGGACUUUGACAACUAUUCCCGCCAGGGCGGCCAGAACGGCACUUCCCGCGGAACCCACCGCAACCACGUCCCGACCUUCCAGCCUAAGUUUGAUGUCCGCGAGGUCGAGGAUGCCUACGAGCUCCACGGUGAGCUCCCGGGCAUGAAAAAGGAGGACGUCUCUAUUGAGUUCACCGACCCUCACACCCUGCACAUUCGCGGCCGCGUUGAGCGCUCCUACACUUCCGGUACUCCUCCCGCUGGUCUCCUACAGCAGGGUACCGAGUCAAGCGGUGCUAUCACUGACGGGAAAGAGCACUCUCGCCCCAGUCACAAGGCUACUGUCGAGGAUGGCGACGACAACGAAACCAACUCGACCACUCAGCCCACUCCUGCCAACGCUUCUUCCGAGGUGGAGAAGAGUUCUAAGAAGGAGGAGCAGCAGCAGCAACAGCAAGGUCCCGUCGACAAUGCCAAGUACUGGGUCUCUGAGCGCAGUAUUGGCGAGUUCAGCCGAGUCUUCAACUUCCCCGGCCAGAUCUCGCAGGAGUCCGUCUCUGCCAGCUUCAAGGACGGCAUCCUGACCAUUCGGGUACCCAAGGCUCCCAAGCACGAGACUCGCCGCAUCCAGGUCAACUAA